Messenger RNA from Triticum dicoccoides, 1363 nucleotides. RefSeq lists its product as uncharacterized. Lineage: Eukaryota; Viridiplantae; Streptophyta; Magnoliopsida; Poales; Poaceae. Bases 573 to 995 code for a protein of 140 amino acids. The transcript is spliced from 2 exons. The record is from RefSeq and is a predicted model, not a curated record.
CCCACCGGCGGCGGCCGCCCCGGCCCCGUCGGCCCCCCUCUCGGCACCGCGCGUCCCUCGUCGCUCACCACCGCAGCCCCCCGCUUGCAGGUUCAGAGUGGAGAAUGGGGGUCGUCGACGCGCGCACACCCCCAUGGCUGUGACGGCGGCCGACCCGCUGCUCGCCGCCCCGGCUCCCCCUGCCGGCGCUGGCUCCGUUCAGCAUCUGAAGCCCCCGGCAACGAGCCCCUCGGGCCUCCCAUCGCUACUCCCAGCCAUGGCAGAUUUGGCCCCCGCCUCCCCGCUGCAUCUGCCGCCUCCGACGGGCCAGAUCCCCUUGCCUGGUGUUGAGGUCGAGGAUGGGGAGUUCGCCGCCCCAUCGCCGCCGGCGGGCCUUGUCUCCGGAGAUGCGUUGCUUCAGCCUGUUGUCGUGGUGGGUGAUGAACCGACCCUGCAGUCGCCUCCACCCGUCUCCAGCCGCAGCGGAGACGUUGUCGAGGAACUGACGCAGCAACCGCCUCCUCCCGUCGCACAAGAGCCCAAAGUUGGUGCGGCUCCCCAGCCUUCAGAUCUGUCAGCUCGUGGCGCUGGCAAUGUCUGCUCCACAGAGCAUCAGCAUGCGUCGCAGUCGCCCACGGCUGCUGUGGAGGGCUCCUGCCAUGGUGUUGCUCGCGUCUCGUCGAGCUGUCCCGCGCUGCUUCCAGGUAGGCGCAGGGUGCUCCAGCGGCGACGUCAGCGGCAGCGUGGAAGAAGAAGAGUUGUGGGCAAGCGUCGACGGGAACCAGACCGUGUUCGUGGACGGAGCGCCGGUGGACGUCAUGUGGGACCUGCACGGCUGGUGGUUCCGGGAGCCUCCGUACAGCAGCACCAUGGUCAUGCUCCGGGCGCGCAGCGCGCUGGAGAGCCGGCUGUGGCUAGAGGAGGAGGAGGUCGCCACCGCCGCGCCGGGGUUCUCGCUUGUCCUCCAGGCCUUCAAGUCCCGCGCUGAUGGACUAUCAUGUGCCCCUGCCCAUUGAUCAUACAUGUAGCUACUCUAUUCAAAUGAGAAGACGGCGAACUUCGUGGAAUUAUGCAAUCUGCCUGUUUCACUGAAGUCGAAGGGAUCAGUAAGUUUACAAGCAACAUGAUCAUGAACAUAACAGGUGAUAUACAUUGAUGUGAGUGUGUAGUGUAGGCAAAUUUCAUCUCCCUUGCUAGUUGAUUUUACUCUUCUCCGAAUCAUAACUUGUGAUGUGUGCAAGUACAGAACAGCAAAAAAAAAGUGCAAUAGUUUGGAUCCUUCUGUGUUGAAUGGUGAAAUCAUACUUUAGAUCCUUCUGUGUUGAAAGAUGAAAUCUUACUUUGGAUCCUUCUGUGUUGAAUGAUGAGGUGGUGUAGAUAUGGG